Molecule: messenger RNA, 3467 nt
Organism: Neolamprologus brichardi
Lineage: Eukaryota; Metazoa; Chordata; Actinopteri; Cichliformes; Cichlidae
Gene: stradb
Product: STE20 related adaptor beta
Biological process (GO): activation of protein kinase activity; protein phosphorylation; protein export from nucleus
Cellular component (GO): serine/threonine protein kinase complex
Molecular function (GO): protein serine/threonine kinase activator activity; ATP binding; protein kinase activity
Source: RefSeq, a predicted model, not a curated record
CAGUCUGUGUCAAAUUAAAAGUCCUCUCAAAACAUUUUCGCUGUGGCUUAUUUUGUGGUUUGUCAUUGACAGUAAAAUUCGUUACUUUUCCCAUAAAGUAAUACAAAAUGAAGGAGCGGUGUGAGCUGUAAACGCUAAGUCCUUCAGCAUAGCGGGGUGUCCUUGGUGUUUUUGCUUUGUUUAUGUGAAAGCGCGGAGCUGCUGUGGGGUGAAGGAUCACCCCCAGCCCUCAGUUUUCCCCAAAGCUAAAACAGCGACUCUCCUGAACGGGGACAUUUCUUUCCAUUUCCAUCAGCUGAUGCAGCCAGGUAAGCUGCAGCCUGGAUGGAUGAAUGGCCGAGGCUGGAUGUAAUGCUGCUGCUGCUGCUGGCUGCUUUCUAGUCUAGUGGAGGUGUGGGGUGGUGGGGGGAGAUUCUCGGUGUGUCUCACAUUACAUUGCUGCGCUCCCUCCAUCGCGAUCGGUCUCCUGCAGCCUGCGAGCGGAUGAAUGCCCGAGUCUGUGGUUUUGCCAUCGCCAAAAGGACUCCAUGUCUUUCUUGGACUGUUCCUGCAUCUCCCACGCUCAGGUCCAGCCCAUGGACAUAGAGGAGCGCUAUGAGGACAUCAGCCACCAGUUCCUGAGCUGUGACGGUUCUGAGUACACUCUGCAGGGCCCAGCGGGUGGCGAUGACAUCACAGGGUUGUCGGCCGAGCCGGCCCACUACCAGCUACUGUCAGAGCUGGGACGGGGCUUCAAUAAUCUGAGCCAGGUGAACAUGGCUCGCCACAUCCCUACUGGCCAGCCGGUGGCCGUCAAACAGACCAACCUGGACGAGUGCACCGAGGAGGAGCUGCUGCAGCUCAUGAAUGAGGUACUGCUGUCCCGUCUCUUCCGUCACCCCAACCUGCUGACUUCUCGCCUGGUUUUCAGCUCCUGCUGCCAGCUGUGGGUCCUGACACCGCUCAUGGCCUACGGUUCUGCAGAUACUUUACUGAGGACAUAUUUCCCAGAUGGAAUGAGUGAAUCCUUGAUAGCGUACCUGCUGUACGGUGUGCUCAAAGCAUUGGAAUACCUGCACCGGAUGGGCUACAUUCACCGAGGGGUGAAGGCCAGUCAUAUCUUGCUGUCAGGGGAGGGGCGUGUUUACCUCUCAGGGCUCCACAGUGUUUACAGUAUGAUGCGUGAGGGCAAGAGGAUGAGGACCGUGUUCGACAUGCCCCACCACAGCCCGGCACUGCUGCCCUGGCUCAGCCCUGAACUACUGCGACAGGACCUGCACGGUUAUGGAGUCAAGUCAGACAUCUACAGUUUGGGCAUUGUGGCCUGUGAGCUAGUCAGCGGCAGGGUGCCUUUCCAGGACAUGCCACCCACUCAGAUGCUGCUUCAGAAGCUGCGCGGUUCCCACUGCUGCCUGCUGGACGUGGCUCCCUUCCCGCUUGGAGAGCUGGGGGGUUUGAAGGUGUCGCGCUCUGGGGUGGACUCCGGCAUUGGGGAGAGUGUGGCCACGGGGAGCCUGACGCACAGCACCACCGCUCCUCCCACGGACCGACCUCAAAGCCCCGGACCCAAAAACCACUCUGCCACCCUCCACAACCUGGUCCAGCUGUGUCUGCAGCAGCAGCCUGAGCGCAGGCCAUCAGCAUCUGAGCUGCUGACCCACGCCUUCUUCAAGCAGGUGAAGAGGCACACCAGUGACUCCUUCCUCAGUCUCAUGUACCCAGCAGUGCCCCUCGCCAGUCCUGAGGACCCUCCAGUAUCCAGCCCCCCCACCCCUUCCUGUCACACUCCAGCGUCAGCCACCGCUGACUCCACCGAGGCCAUUUGGGAUUUCUCCUAACUGCAGCAUCUACACUUUCAUUGACUAGCAAGCCAAACACAAGACAAUCAAAGCAAAGCAAUGAGGCCAAAUUCUACUGUGCUUUUAAUUUUUAUUAUUAACCCAACUCUCUGAGCCUUUUUAAAUUGUUUUUGUAGCCUUUUUUUUUUAUGCUUUUUGAAGGUGACUUUUUGGGUCACAGAGUGGUGAGGCAAUUGUGAAAGUGCUGGAACAAAGAAGCUGCUCUGAUUUUAUAGUAACGAUAAUAAUGGGCCGUCAGCGAGCGAAAGGAAUAAGAAAAAAACAAGUUGCUUGCUAAUAAUCACGCACUUCCUCUGAGAUAAAAGCCCCCCUGUAAACAGUUGUGCAUAUGUUUGUGCGCAUUUUGUUGUUUUUAAAAUGUUAUAUCCAUGUUUGCAUUUUUUCUUUCAGGUGUGUGACUCUGGUACAACCAAGAAGUUAUUUCUUAAUAGUAACCACUUUUUGUAAGAUAUCAUGUUUGUGUUGAAUUUUCUUUAAAGUGGACCUAUUAUGCUCCAUAGAGUUCCUCUGCAUGAUUCACAGUUCAAAGUCUCCCUUAUUUGUCUCAUCCUGGGCUUUUGUGCUACUCCUCUGUUCACGUUGUGUCUAAAAUUGACCAUUUCCAUUCUACUUAAGCCUAUUUUGUUCUGACUGGCUGCCCUUCGUUAACUCCUCUGUGUUCACAACCUGAGAUGACGGUAUUACUUUAACAUGAUACAAAUCCAAGAAUAGAAAAAAACAAAAUAGGUCCACUUUAAGGCACUGUGUUUUUAGACUGUGAAUAGUGAAAGGUACACUACGUGAGAUUUAAACAUAUGUGCAUAUAUAUUCAUCUGUGUUAGAUGUGUCAAGUUUUCUUCAGUGACAAAGUAAGGCAGUAGAAGUUGCCUUUAUACUCAUGCAAACAGAAACUGCUAAUAUCUAAUCCGGCAAGCUUUUAACGGUUGUUUUGCCAAAGCGUAAAAAAUACUGUACAGCCAAAAAAAGGUUAGUCUGCAUACCAGUUAGCUUGCCUGUAGCAAGCUAGUUUGUUUCAUGGCAACUCUUUAUUAAAUGUUUUGUUGACACCAAAUUUGAAGAAAAGUUAAAUUGAGGCCUUGGUUAUUCCCUAAAAUUAUAUAUAUAUUGUUGACAUAUACUUAUUUUUUUAUAUUCAAAAAUUAAACUCUUUGGUUUUACCACAGGUUACAUUGUUUAAAGAACAAAACAACACAUCCACAAUCAGCUGUGUAAAUGCAUUCCUGCUGUAGGCUUGAACAUAUAUGCACAUAGAGUUCCUGUAUAGUAUCCUUAAAACCUGUCAUACAUCGGGAGGGGGGGGACAAACUGUGCUAUGAACAAUAGAAUACAUGAGCAAUAGAAUAUAUCUAGUGUUCCGUGUAGUAGUUAGAAACCACAGGUAGAAAUAGAAAAACAAAGUUUCCUGUCCCGAUCAUGGAAAGAAGAUUUCUACUGUGCUCUAUGACCACUUCUCCAAUAAUGCCUUUCUGUUUUACUGAACCGUGCAUUUAGAAUACAGUGAUCUCUCUGUAACUGUGAUUAAGUGUACUGUGUAUGAAAACUGUGACUUACAGUACAUAUCAAAUAUGGUAGCUGUAUGAGCCUUAUAUAUAUACACGUGUUAUAAAAGGAUACCGAAUGUUUUGCCAA